AAUAAGAUAGAUGCCAACGGCUGUUAAAAAAGGAGGAGAAGAAGAAGAAGACGAAGAAGAAGAAGAAGGAGAAGAAGAAUUAUAUAGAUCAACAUUAACGAGCUCUCUACUGAAUAUGGGGUCAUACAGACGAAUAGAUUGUAUAUUUUUUAGUGAAUUUCAUCCAACUUUAGGACCAAAGAUCACAUAUCAGGUUCCUGAAGAAUAUAUUUCGAGGGAACUUUUUGAUACUGUGCAGGUGUACAUCAUCACCAAACCUGAACUGCAGAACAAGCUCAUAACGGUGACUGCCAUGGAGAAGAAACUAAUAGGUUGUCCAGUGUGCAUUGAGCAUAAGAAAUACAGCCGGAAUGCCUUGCUCUUCAAUUUGGGUUUAGUCUGUGAUGCCAGGACAAAAACAUGUGCUUUAGAACCUAUUGUCAAAAAACUGUCUGGCUACCUCACAACUCUGGAGCUUGAGAGUGGAUUCAUUUCAAAUGAGGAGAGUAAACAGAAGCUGUUGCCUAUCCUGUCCACACUUCUGGAGGAACUUAAUGUUACAGGAGCCUGCACCCUACCUAUUGGUUAUAUAUGCGUUUUCUAUCUCUCUGUUUCCCCAUCAGUGGAUGUCAUUGUUUUUAUAAUCACCCUUUCUCGCUCUUUCAUGACAGAUGACUCGAACACCAUCCACUUGAAGCUAAUUGAACAAAGGAAAGAUCCUCUGGUGGUUCAGGAGUAUGAUGUACCAGUAUUUACCAAGAAUAAAGACCACUUUAUAAAAUCACAAUGGGAUCUCACCACACAGCAGAUCUUACCCUUUGUAGAUGGGUAUCGACACAUUCAAAAAAUCUCAGCUGAGGCCGAUGUUGAGCUUAAUUUGGUGCGGAUUGCUGUUCAGAAUUUAUUGUAUUAUGAAGUGGUAACUCUGGUAUCCAUAUUCCAGUACUCAAAUGUUUACUGCACAACACCUAAAGUACAAAACUUAAUAGAUAAGAAGUGCCUUCAGGAAGAGUGUAUCCACUAUGUCAGUAAGCUAGGCCAAAGGACAAAUCUCAGGGACGUAUUCCAGUUGUAUUGUGGUCUGACCCCAGGUACGACUGUACGUGACCUCUGUUCCCGCUAUUCUCACCAGCUACAGAGGGUGGAUGAAAGGAAGUUGAUUCAGUUUGGCUUGAUGAAAGGUCUGAUUCGGCGCCUGCAGAAGUAUCCAGUCAAGGUUGUUAGAGAUGAGAGGAGUCGUCCACCUAGACUUUAUACUGGCUGCCAUAGUUAUGAUGAAAUCUGUUGCAAAACUGGAAUGAGUUAUAAGGAGUUGGAUGAGCGUUUGGAGAAUGACCCUAACAUUGUUGUUUGCUGGAAAUAAUGUUGCAGAGACAGAAUUAUAACUACAGACUAUUUCAGUUAAAGAAAUCAUUUGUAACUUGAGAGAAACAGAUCUGGUCCUGGUUCUUUGGCAGUCUCAGACUUUUUGUCCUGUACCUUUAUUUAUUGUAAAUCACCCUUUAUGUAUUUUAUAUAUAUUUGAAACCAUUAUAGGUCAAAAUAUGAACACACAAAUUGAAGAAAAAAAAUAAAAAUAUUGCAAUGAUUUAAGAUGCAUAAAUGCAAAAAUGACUGUUUCUACAUGAAAAACUAGGUCACUGGUUUUGAAAUAAUUUAUGGUUUAUUAUAUGGCUGGGUGUAGUGAGGUCUAAUUCUAUAGUAUGUUUUACCACAGUUAAAAACAUGCAAGUGUUCUUACUCAGAAAAAAACUGGAAAACAUAGACAAGAUGACCCUAUUGAUCUAAAAUGCAUGACUUUUAAAGUACCUUGUGCAUUUACUGUUAUAUUAGGCUUAGAACAAAAAUAAAUUAUAAACUGUCAAAAGUUUUUGCUUUUGCUUUUCUGAUCAUGUGUAAACUAGUUGCACAAUAUUUGAUUACAUUCCAUUUAGGUCCAUUUCUGUCACAUCAGUUGCAUCAAAUAUCAUGACUGUCCAAAGACAAUAAAAAUGUAUGGACAUGGCAGAGCUGCACAAAUAUUUGAUAACAUCAUUCCAAUUAGGUCAAUUUCUGUCACAUCAGUUGCAUCAAAUAUGGCUGUCCAAAGACAAUAAAAAUGUAUGGACAUGGCAGCGUUUGCACAAUAGUCUUCUGAAUUUUUUUUUUUACAGUCAGUCCCUUUCCCAGAAUAGGUACAUAUUCCCAGAACACUCACCAACAUGAACAUUAAAAUGUAUAAACUGCUUAUUUUGAUAAUGGCAAGAAGAGGAAAUAUCUUAACACAGCUGUCAUUUUAACUUGUCAAAUUUAAUUUGUUAAAUCAUUUAUUCUUUAACUAUUCCUUUAAAAUACCUUCCUAUUAUCUUAAC
This is a messenger RNA of Sinocyclocheilus anshuiensis, 2330 nucleotides long. It is a transcript of the gene nprl2, whose product is annotated as NPR2 like, GATOR1 complex subunit. NCBI's taxonomy places the organism in Eukaryota, Metazoa, Chordata, Actinopteri, Cypriniformes, Cyprinidae. The record is from RefSeq and is a predicted model, not a curated record. Gene Ontology annotation, biological process: negative regulation of TORC1 signaling; positive regulation of autophagy; cellular response to amino acid starvation. Gene Ontology annotation, cellular component: vacuolar membrane; GATOR1 complex. Bases 11 to 1342 code for a protein of 443 amino acids. Gene Ontology annotation, molecular function: GTPase activator activity. The transcript is spliced from 10 exons.